AUCAUCUCGUACAGUGACAUGAUUCUCGGGCUCUGAUUGGUUGGUUUGCACGUCAAUCAUUCUCACAAGAGAUCAGAAAAGUAUCUACUGCUGAACUUGUAAUAUAUCCACUUCCAUCGCUGUUACAGUAUGACAACCAUCAUCAAGAAGCCGAACAAAAGCGUGAAGCAUGCUGAAAACUAGAGCCGUCCUGUGAGCCAAAGGUCACCAUGGAGACAGACGAAGCACCUGGGCAGCCUAAUGAUGACAGGGCGGAGACCUGCACCGUAUCCGUCAAAGGUCUGACAGAGAACUGGCAGAAAUGGUCCAACGACCACUGCGAGUAUCAGAAACACAAUCCCUUCAGCAAUGGCAAGGUGAUUCCCCCGCAGAUCCAGCGAGGACAGGAGGGCUACGGCAGGCCCUUAGAGGGCUCCAAAACAGAGCAGAGAGGAAAAGACGCCCACUCUCACAUCAGCAGAGAGGUCACAGAGCUCUGCCAGGUCAUUAGGGAGAUCGGAGCGAGCAGGGACGACGGCGGGGUGUCUGUGCACUUCGGGACACUGUUUGAGAGAUAUGUCACUAUCUCUAAUAAACUAGUGGGAGUUCUGCUGCGAGCACGCAAGCAAGGGCUGGUGCACUUUGAAGGUGAGAUGCUGUGGCAGGGGAGAGAUGAUGGAGUGCUCAUCACCUUGUUACAGUGAUUUACAGCAGUGCUGGACACCAUGUGCCUGUCUGUCCACCAUUGCUUUAUAGACAUCCGUUGUACUUGAACAUGGGUUAGGAGUCAGUUGUCGACCAAAGAAACUUAUGCUAAUGAGAUUCAAACUGAGUGUAUUGAAUUUCAAUGUAGCAAACUGGUACUACCAAACAGAAUUGGAAAAAUAAUGAUUUCAAACAGGAUUCAAAACAGUCUUGUAUGUCACUGGUCAACCAGAUAGGUAGCCCUGCCCCCCUCAUAGCAUUUGUUAAGUCAAUGUUGCUUUUAGGGGCUAAAAAACAGCAACAACGCUUACACUUUUAACUUAAAAAAUAUAUAUUUUAAACCAGUCAGAAAAUGGUUUGCUGGUCUUAGUUGGUCUACCAGCUUGGUUAGGCUUGUCUGUUUACUGGUUUUACUGUAGAGGUACUUUAAAGAAACAGUUCACCUAAAAAUAAAAAUUUGCUUAGGCCAUCCAAGAUAUAGAUGAGUUUGUUUCUUCACCAGAACACAUUUGGAGAAAUGUAGUAUUACAUCACUUGUUCACUGAUGAAUCAUUUGCAGUGAAUGGGUGCCGUCAGAGUGAGUUUUACACUUCAUAAGACGUGUUGAUUACUCGUGAAUUAUUGUGAUGUUUUGAUCUCUCAUUCUGACGGCACCCAUUCACUGCAGGGGAUACAUUAGUGAGCAAGUGACGUAAUGCUAAUGGCCUGAGGGUGAGUAAACUUUCAUUUUUGAGUGAACUAUUCCUUUAAGCAGUUUUUUUUUUCAGAAGGGCAACCUACAGAUGACUUUAUUCUGAUAAUAUCUCUGCACAAUAAUUUAUCCUCAGAAAUUACAUUCAUUUACCUUUAAGUGAACAAUAACAGUGCAAGAUUGUAGUCUUGACAAGCCAUAUUCUCAAACCAUAAUCACAAUAAUAUGCCAUCACUUUGAUGCACAGUGUUAAGGCACACAGUGUUUUCCUAUUGAAACCUUACUAUUUGAUUUAUUUUUAUUAUUUGUUAUGGAAUAAUUUUCUCAUAUAAUGAAUCACUUGUAGUACUGCCUAGAAAAUACAUUUCAACUUUUCUGUAUUGAAUUGCUUUGAAUUUAUUCUAAAUAUAAUUGAUAUAAAAUAUAUAUUUACAGUGAUGAUAAUGUGAUAAUUAAACUAUUAAAAA
Molecule: messenger RNA, 1842 nt
Organism: Cyprinus carpio (common carp)
Lineage: Eukaryota; Metazoa; Chordata; Actinopteri; Cypriniformes; Cyprinidae
Product: actin-binding Rho-activating protein
Biological process (GO): positive regulation of Rho protein signal transduction
Molecular function (GO): actin binding
Source: RefSeq, a predicted model, not a curated record